AUGAGCAAAACAAAACAGUAUGAAGUAACCCUUCUGGCCAAGGGAAUUAUUUCAGAAGAUUUACACUAUGGAAUACAUGCACGAAAUUGGUGGGAACCAUGCAAAUUUGCUCAAACCAACUUUAAUCCAAUACCUUACCGACUAUUUAUGUCUGUUAAUUGUUGUCUUAACAGUAAAAAUUUUGCAAUAACAAUUCUUAAUGAUGAGCAAACACAAAAUCCAUGUUUCCGUUGUGUUUGUGAUGGUAAAGAUUCUGGAAUUCAAGCGUCAGCGAAUGCAGCUAUUAAUAACAUGUACAUACAAAUUUUUGGUAAUAAAACAACAAAGUAUUCAGGAUUAAUUGUUAUGGGAUUUGAUAAUGAAGCAAUUGUUCGUGAGUUAGUAGCUGAUGUUUCAUUUGUUCCAAUAUUUAUUCGUUUAGAUAAAAUAAUAAUUGUGGUUAGUAAAAUUGGUGAUUCAUCUCGUGAAGGAUAUUAUGGUGCCAGUCCAGGAUAUUUUUCUACACUUAUAACAAAAUAUGCAGGCAAACAAUCACUUUUUGUACAAUCCAUAGAAGAUGAAUGUAGUUUAGACAUUUAUAAUGAAGGUGUUAAAUUAUACCAUAAUAAGAAUACUACACCUAAUAAAAUUUGGGAAACUAUUGAUAUUCACAAAAAAUAUGAUGGAGUGGCUUUAUUCGGAAUUACUGAUCCAUAUAUUCAACAAAAAUUGGAAGAACUGAAUAAAUUAGAAAAAAGUAAAUUAGAAAAGAGUAAAAAUUUAAUCACUUGUACAAGUGAUAAUUGGGAAAAUAUUGAUAUAUUGAAUCUUAUAUUUGAGCAAAAUAUAAAAAAAAGUAAAAUUGCUACUAGUACAUUUUAAGAUUGGUCAAACUUAUUUACAAAUUGGUAUAAACAAAC
Messenger RNA from Rhizophagus irregularis DAOM 181602=DAOM 197198, 899 nucleotides. RefSeq lists its product as uncharacterized. Lineage: Eukaryota; Fungi; Glomeromycota; Glomeromycetes; Glomerales; Glomeraceae. The record is from RefSeq and is a predicted model, not a curated record.